Sinocyclocheilus rhinocerous is the source of this 1377-nucleotide messenger RNA. RefSeq names its product GTPase IMAP family member 7-like. Lineage: Eukaryota; Metazoa; Chordata; Actinopteri; Cypriniformes; Cyprinidae. Bases 1 to 1377 code for a protein of 458 amino acids. The record is from RefSeq and is a predicted model, not a curated record. The transcript is spliced from 2 exons. Gene Ontology annotation, molecular function: GTP binding.
AUGACUGCCACCGCCAGCGCUGAGAAGAGCUUGGAGUGUGUGAGGAUCGUCCUGAUUGGAAAAACUGGAGUGGGAAAGAGUGCAACCGGAAACACCAUCCUGGGACGUGAUUUGUUUAAGUCUCGGGCCAGAAUGACAUCUGUGACCAGAAUGUGCCAAAAAGAGACUGGAGACAUCUGUGGUCGACCUGUGACUGUGGUGUACACACCAGGACUCUUCGACACGACUCUCAGUAAUGAAGAGAUCCAGCAGGAAAUCAUGAGAUGCAUUGAACUCUCGGCUCCUGGACCGCAUGUGUUUCUGCUGGUCAUCGCUGUCGGCCCGUUCACACAAGAAGAGAGAGAAACCCUUCAGCUCAUCAAGAUGACCUUUGGACAGAAAACAGAGGCCUACACUAUGGUGUUGUUCACACGAGGAGACAAUCUCACAGAUGAAAGCAUUGAAGACUACAUUAAAGAUGAAAAUCCACACGUUCAGAAACUGAUAAAUGACUGUGAAGGAAGAUUUCAUGUCUUCAAUAAUAAACAGAAGGAUCCUGCUCAGGUUGUGAAUCUGUUAAAGAAGAUUGAUAAGAUGAUGUGGAAUAAUAAUGCUAGUUUCUACAAUGACAAAAUGUUUCAGGAGGCCGAGAGAGCAUUCAGACUCAUGCAGAUCAAUAGAGAGAGAGAAGAGGAGGUCAGACGAGAGAUGGAGGCCAUUAAAUCUAAAUAUGAGUCUGAAAUCAAAGAAAUUCAAGACAAACUAGAAGAGGAAAAAGCAAGAGUAAAAGUUAGAGAUCUUCUGCUUGUAGAGGCACAGAACAAUCGCUUAAGAAAAUGUCAGACUGGAAAAAUUACAGAGGAUGGAGUUAAAAAUGAUGAGAAUAAAGAAGAUCUGGUGAGAAAUACUGACACACAACAAGGGGCAACAGGAAGAGAAUCUGAUAAAGAUAAAAAUAAACACAAGAGAAAAAAAAUCAUAUCAAUUCUAUUAAAAGAUGCAAAACCAAGGGAAAAGUAUCAAAAGUUAAAACAAAAGGAAACCACAAGUCAAGAAGAGGAAAUUGAAGAAAUAACACCUACAGAUCAGAAUAUCAAGAAAGACACUGGCAUGUUCAGAGAAGAAAAAACCUUGCAACCAGGAGAUCCAAAGAAAUUAAAUGAAAAAAUGUAUUUGCCUAAAAAUCCUGAAGAUGAGAGAAACAUGAAUAAAAAUAAACUUUUUCUUGAGCAGUAUAAGGCAAUGGAGGAAUGCAAGUGGAAGAUGGAGGAGAUCAAGAGAAGAUAUAAAGAGAUUGAAGAGAUUCAUGAUGCAGAACUCAAGAAAAUGAAGAAAAGACAUGCUGAUAACACUACUGCCUGGCAGGGAAAUCAUGAAAAACACUGUGUGCUUCAAUAA